Messenger RNA from Alternaria infectoria, 504 nucleotides. RefSeq lists its product as uncharacterized. Gene Ontology annotation, molecular function: aspartic-type endopeptidase activity. The transcript is spliced from 2 exons. Gene Ontology annotation, biological process: proteolysis. The record is from RefSeq and is a predicted model, not a curated record. Bases 1 to 504 code for a protein of 167 amino acids. NCBI's taxonomy places the organism in Eukaryota, Fungi, Ascomycota, Dothideomycetes, Pleosporales, Pleosporaceae.
AUGUCUUUCUACACCUUCGGUUUCAUCGACCAAGACGUCAUGACCGCCUCCGGCGCGUCCGAGCCCAACUACGCCGAAGUCGAUAACAGCCAAGGCUUCUGGCAAAUUCAAUCCACAUCCGCCACCAUCAACGGCCAAACCGUCGACCGGUCUGGCAACACCUCCAUCAUGGACACCGGCACCACCCUCUGCCUCGUCUCCGACGACCUCGUCGACGCCGUCUACAAAGCCAUCCCAGGCGCCAAAUACGACCAGAGCAACCAAGGCUACGUCUUCCCUACUUCCACUGCAGCGGCCGAUCUUCCUGAGAUCAAGCUUGCGAUUGGAGACGCCAUGGUGACGUUCCAGAAAGAGGAUUUGGGGUUUGCGGAUGCGGGGGAUGGGAUGGUGUAUGGAAGUAUUCAGAGUAGGGGAUCCAUGGAUAUGGAUAUCUACGGUGACGCGGUGUUGAAGGCUAUGUACGCGGUAAGUUUGCGAAGACUCGUGUUGUUGUUCGUGGGAUGA